UAUUAUAUAACUAUAGGAUAUAUUAUAGGCUUAUAAUCAAAUCAUUCUUGGAUUGUUUACUGUUUAGUUCCGUAAAUAUUUUAAAUAUGGCUCGGAAUAUUAUAAAAUUAGGAGCCUUAGAAGCUCAGAAAACAGUGUUUCUUUUAUGUGACAUACAAGAAGUGUUCAGACCACACAUUAAAUAUUUUAGCGAAGUUGUAAAAGUGGCCAACAAAAUGGUAGAGGCAGCAAAACACCUCCAAAUACCUGUAUAUGUGUCCGAACAGUAUCCUAAAGGGUUAGGCCACACCACUAAAGAUAUUAACAUAGAAGAAGCUGCAAUGGUCUAUGAGAAAACUAAAUUUUCAAUGCUUACUCCAGAACUAGAAGGAAGGUUGAAAAAAGAUGUUCCAAGUUUGAGUUCCAUUGUAUUAUUUGGAAUUGAGUGCCAUGUAUGUAUUGAACAGACUGUGAUUGACCUUAUCAAUAUGGAUCUGUCUGUUCAUGUAUUAGCUGAUGGAGUUUCUUCAAGGUCACUUAUGGACCGAGAAUUGGGAUUACAGCGUCUCCAGUCUAUUGGCUGUUUUGUUGCUACAUCCGAAAAUGUCCUAUUUAAAUUAAUGAAAGACAAAAAUCAUCCUGCCUUUAAACAGAUUUCCAAACUCAAUUCUCAACCCACAUCUGAUGAAUUUGGACUCACCAAGUCCAGCUUAUGAUUGAAAGAAAAAUUUAUUAUGGCUAGAGUUAAGAAGCAUAUUUAGAUUUGCUUCAAACAAUUAAAUUUUUUUGCGGAAUAUGACUAUAAAUAUGUAAUGUAUAUUUAUAAUAUAUAAAGAAAUAAUUACCUAAUAUAGAAAUUAGUGGUAAUUUAUUGCUUUUGGAAAAGGCUCACUUGCUGCUGGACGGUUAAUAAUAUUAUGUUAACCUCAUUACUUUUAACGCCUUUCAAUGCAAUGAUUGCCUAUGAAGACUAGAGACAAUUGACUAUGAAGCUUUUGCAGAACGAAAUUACUCUGUAGGUAGUGUCCGAGAUGCCAUGUACAUUUACACACAAGGCCAGAUGAAUAAAAGGCCACCUUACUAAAUACGUGACGUUUUUUCAACAUUGUUGUUGUAAACUUUGAAAGAGUUGCAGCUCCUUACCAACAUUGUGUAAAAAAAAACUUGGCGAUUAAAAAGAAUGGCGGAGAGUUUAUUGCCAGUUCUUCUCUUCCGUUCUACGCCCUUGAUUUGAGA
Molecule: messenger RNA, 1215 nt
Organism: Pieris rapae (cabbage white)
Lineage: Eukaryota; Metazoa; Arthropoda; Insecta; Lepidoptera; Pieridae
Product: isochorismatase domain-containing protein 1
Exons: 4
Coding region: 87-695 (202 amino acids)
Cellular component (GO): cytoplasm
Source: RefSeq, a predicted model, not a curated record